AUGGCAACCCUCAACACCGCGAAGUGGAUAGCCUCACUCACAUUCGACGAACUGCCCGAGCGUGUGGUCGAAGCAGCCGUACGCUCAUUCUACACCUGGGUCACCUGCGCCGUGGAAGGCAGCUCGCAUCCGACAACCUUGAAAGCAUACAAGGCCCUGUCACCCUUUUUCGGCAAAGGAACCUCGUCGGUCCUGGGAUUCAAUCAUCGCAUCGACGCGCAAAACGCUGCCCUCAUCAACGGCAUCGCCUCGCACGUCCACGAUUUUGAGGAUGCGCAUCUGAUAAUGACUCUUCAUCCGACUGGAUGCGUUGCGUCUGCGUUGCUUAGUUUUGCCGAGACGCUUCAGCGGCCGGUCACGGGAAAGGAGUUCAUUACCGCGUUGGUCGCCGGUAUCGAGGUUGAGUGCAAGAUCGCCAGGGCCGUGUUCCCAGAACACUACUACGUUGGAUUGCACAUCACAAGCACAAUAGGAUCCGUCGGCGCCGCCGCCGCCAUCGCCAAGCUCCUCGCGCUACCAGCAGAGCAAACAGCCCACGCCAUCGGCAUCGCCACAACGCAGGUGACCGGUCUCCGCGAGACGUUUAGCUCAGACACCAAAUCUUUUCACGUCGGACGCGUCGCGCAAGACGGGCUGCUCGCCGCGGUGCUGCCCGCCGAGGGGUUCACGAGCUCACUUCGGUGGCUGGAAACCCUAGGUAGCUAUAUCAAAUCCAACGGUGAAGAGCAUCAAUUGGACUAUUACGUCCGGUGUCUUGUGUCAGGAUCCGGAAAAUGGGAGAUGGAGAAGAAUCCCUUCAAGCCGUUCCCGUACUACAUCGAUAUUCACCCCGUCAUCAGGGGUGCUGUCUGGCUGCAUCACGAACUGGAGCGACGAGGCAUCUCGACGGAUGAAGUGGCGAGUGUCGAUAUCAAGGUACAUGCCUACGCUCUCAGGCUCACGGACGUAAGGACCCCAAAGGAUGGGCUGGAGGCCGAGUUUAGCCUGCAUCACGGGGCCGCGGUUGGCCUGUUGUUUGGGAGCGCUACUGUGGCUGAGUACCAAGACGACGUCGUCAAUAGCGCAGCUGUGGUCGCCUUGAGAGACCGGAUCGAAGCGGACUUUGAUGAGGCCAUAGAAAGGGACGAGUGUCAUCUGGUGGUCAAGUUUCUCCGCGGGGAAGAUCCAAUCGAGAAGCACGUCGAUCGUGCCUUGGGGAGCGUAGAGGUUCCCAUGUCGGAUGUCCAGUUGACGGAGAAAUUCAUAACACAAGCCGGGCUUCAAGACGGUUCGGAAAAGGCCUUGAUGGCGAGUAAAUGGUGUUGGCGUGUCGUUGAGUCAGCGGACAUGAGGGAGCUUGGUUAUUAUCUCCGCAACAUUCAUGAUUCAACACUCAGAUACCAGUGCUACACUUGA
Messenger RNA from Colletotrichum orchidophilum, 1395 nucleotides. RefSeq lists its product as uncharacterized. The record is from RefSeq and is a predicted model, not a curated record. Gene Ontology annotation, molecular function: lyase activity. NCBI's taxonomy places the organism in Eukaryota, Fungi, Ascomycota, Sordariomycetes, Glomerellales, Glomerellaceae. The transcript has 2 exons. The coding region runs from base 1 to 1395 and encodes 464 amino acids.